AUGGGCCACAUUGCCCCUCUCGACAUUCAAGAUCCAAGUGAUCUUGAUGCCAUCCUGCGCGACAGGAGGCUCUCGGACCUCGAGGUCUAUGUAUGGGAGCCUACAAGGAAAUCCAUCGAGUACCGACACCGGCUGGGAGCGUGGAGAGUUGCAGAAAGGAAGAAAGCACGCCCAGACGCCGAAUUCUGGGGUCCUAGAAGCGAGCUAUACUACCAAGACGAACCAGACGACAUUGGUACCAGUGGUAUUCUGCCGAUAAAACCAGACGGAAUUUGGCAAAGUCUGCCACCUUGCUCGACUCAGGAAUACUCCUACCCCCGCAAGCUUCCUGAUGCGUCGAUUGUCGUGGCUGAACACGAGGAAUCCGUGAAGGAGGCAUUGUGUGAACAGUGUGCCAAUAUUCCUGUUGGAAAGCUGUUCCUGUCAGGGCAAAGCUACAAGCUAUGCGACAAGGCCUCGCAUUUGGAUGUCAACUCGUGCCGCCUCUGCCGCAUGAUAUUUCGACAUAUUAAGAAAAGUACCCCCUCCCAAGACAACAAAAUCUGUCUGUCUGUGAAACCAGCGGAUGGCAUCUUGUCACCAAGACUGGUUGUUCGAACAGGCUCGCAGCAGAGCGAGCAAGCGCCCUUCGCCAUCCUCCAUCUGACGGGAAGUAAAGAGUAUUUUCGCCUGCUCCAAAAAUGGCUGGAUGAAUCAAGCGCCAGCGGCCGCGAGCUCCGUCCAUAUUAUUUGCCAUCUCGGUUGAUUCACAUCACUCAUUCCGAAGAUCAUUUCAAAUUGCGACUCAUUAAGACGGAAGAGUUCCAGUUCAGCUCGCCGCGAUACAUCGCCUUGUCUCAUCGCUGGGGCGGUAUCGAUACGUUCUGUACAACCGCAGAUAACUUCCACGAGCGGCUCAACGACAUUCCAUACUCUGAGUUGCCGAAAACCUUUCAGCACGCUGUCAUUACUACUUGGAAUCUUGGAGUCAAGUACCUUUGGAUAGACUCGCUCUGUAUCAUCCAGCGCAAUGCGGGCGACUGGCGCCAUGAGUCGGCAAGGAUGGAGAACGUCUUUGCGUACGCUCACUGUACGCUUGCUGCCACUUCAGCGAAGAACUGCAACCAGGGCUUCCUUGAUAGGUCAACCGGAAGCUCUGUCAAACUCACGGAUCCUGAUUCAAACUCUGCACUGUCUGUUUACAUCAAGGAAUCGGAAAAUGAUUUCGACAAGGACGUAGCUCAAGGCCCGUUGAAUAAACGGGCAUGGGUGUUUCAGGAAAGAGUUCUAUCACGUCGAACUAUUCAUUUUACGACAGAACAGACAUAUCUUGAGUGUGGCUCCAAUGUCUGGUGUGAAGCCAUGGGCCCCGAGCAUUGGUCAGAGAAUCCGCUACAAAAACUUCAGUUGCAAUUGUUUGAAACUGGGGAAUCUUAUCAAAAGGAGGACUCUUUAUUCGAGAACUGCUUUUCCCAAUACUCGACCCUGGAUAUCACAGACUGCAGGGAUCGCCCUGCGGGCAUUCUUGGUCUUGAGUCUAGAUUGGCAGAGUCAUACGAGACGGCAAGUUUGUACGGGAUUCUCAUCUCGUCGUUCUACAACAGCCUCUUCUGGCAUCGCUCGAGUGACAAGAAAAUGAAGGCGGUUGACUUUCCAGAGGAAAAUGUGCCGUCGUGGUCUUGGAUGGCUUACGAAGGAGCCGUAAACUAUGGUUUCUUGCCAGGUUCCUUUUCAGGUUCAAUCCAAUUCGACUGCGCUGAAAAGGAAGAUGAGGACAUCAAACUUACCAAUGCCGGACAACUCGCCCCCAUUAGAGAGGCAGGCUUCUUGCUUAUCGCUCCACUGUACCAAGUUUCUGGCAGCUGCAUCAUCGAGCCUGACGGCAACUCUAACUGCAAGAUAAUAGCUGGGGACAACUUCCUUGGGUGGCUCAGAUACGAUGGUGAAUACAAGAAGGCUGGCAUCGACUUGCUCUGUAUCCGUGUUGGUCGGAUCGACACUGAAAAGGAACGUGAUCUGAGGAGUGGCGAGCUAGCUCAGAGAAGCUUUACUACGAUUAUGCUUAUCACGCCUACAUAUAGAGACGGGAGGCACGUUUACAAGACAUAUCAAAGGCUCGGGGUGGGCAUCAUUAGAGAAGAAUCUUUAGUGCGCGAUGAGCAAGGACUGGUUUGGGUGGCAUGA
Fusarium keratoplasticum is the source of this 2163-nucleotide messenger RNA. Its product is annotated as HET domain-containing protein. Bases 1 to 2163 code for a protein of 720 amino acids. Lineage: Eukaryota; Fungi; Ascomycota; Sordariomycetes; Hypocreales; Nectriaceae. The record is from RefSeq and is a predicted model, not a curated record. The transcript is spliced from 3 exons.